Athene cunicularia (burrowing owl) is the source of this 6470-nucleotide messenger RNA. RefSeq names its product adaptor related protein complex 1 subunit gamma 1 (gene AP1G1). Gene Ontology annotation, molecular function: clathrin-cargo adaptor activity. The record is from RefSeq and is a predicted model, not a curated record. Lineage: Eukaryota; Metazoa; Chordata; Aves; Strigiformes; Strigidae. The coding region runs from base 171 to 2636 and encodes 821 amino acids. Gene Ontology annotation, cellular component: AP-1 adaptor complex; membrane coat; Golgi apparatus. Gene Ontology annotation, biological process: intracellular protein transport; receptor-mediated endocytosis; Golgi to vacuole transport. The transcript is spliced from 24 exons.
AAGUUGUUUUUGCUUGAGGAAUGUGAUUACUUAUGCAUGCGUUGGGGUGGAGCAACUUAAGUUGUGUAUUUUAGAUGUUCUUAAAAAUGUGUGCUGCUUCAGUCUUUCUUUGCUUUCUAGGAUGAGCCAAGUUCAGAAAUACUAUUUACAGGAAAAGCUGUAACUAGAGGAUGCCAGCCCCCAUCAGACUGCGGGAGUUGAUCCGGACCAUCCGGACAGCAAGAACUCAGGCAGAAGAGCGUGAGAUGAUCCAAAAGGAAUGUGCUGCUAUCCGGUCAUCCUUCCGAGAGGAAGAUAACACGUACCGAUGCAGAAACGUGGCAAAGCUGCUGUAUAUGCACAUGCUGGGAUACCCUGCACAUUUUGGACAGUUGGAGUGCCUCAAGCUCAUUGCCUCUCAGAAAUUCACAGACAAGCGCAUUGGGUAUUUAGGUGCCAUGUUGCUGCUGGAUGAGAGACAGGAUGUCCAUCUUCUUAUGACCAAUUGCAUCAAGAAUGACCUUAAUCACAGCACGCAAUAUGUGCAGGGGCUGGCACUCUGCACUCUCGGCUGCAUGGGCUCCUCAGAAAUGUGCAGAGACCUUGCAGGAGAGGUGGAAAAGCUCCUCAAAACUUCUAACUCCUAUCUUAGGAAGAAGGCAGCAUUGUGUGCUGUUCACGUCAUUAGAAAGGUGCCUGAACUCAUGGAGAUGUUCCUGCCAGCCACCAAAAACUUGCUGAAUGAGAAGAACCACGGUGUUCUUCACACAUCAGUUGUCCUCCUCACAGAGAUGUGUGAGAGAAGCCCAGACAUGCUUGCACACUUCAGAAAGAAUGAAAAGCUUGUUCCCCAAUUAGUUCGUAUUCUGAAGAACCUUAUCAUGUCUGGAUAUUCACCAGAGCAUGAUGUGUCUGGGAUCAGUGACCCCUUUUUGCAGGUACGAAUCCUGCGGCUACUAAGAAUUUUAGGACGAAAUGAUGAUGAUUCUAGUGAAGCAAUGAAUGAUAUACUUGCACAGGUUGCCACUAAUACAGAAACAAGUAAAAACGUGGGAAAUGCCAUUCUCUAUGAAACUGUGCUGACUAUUAUGGACAUAAAAUCUGAGAGCGGACUGAGAGUGUUAGCCAUUAAUAUCCUAGGCCGUUUCUUAUUAAACAACGACAAAAAUAUUAGAUACGUAGCUUUGACGUCGUUGUUGAAAACUGUGCAGACAGACCAUAAUGCAGUACAGCGGCAUAGAAGCACGAUAGUGGACUGCCUGAAGGAUCUGGAUGUCUCCAUUAAAAGGCGUGCAAUGGAACUGAGUUUUGCUCUUGUUAAUGGGAACAAUGUCCGUGGAAUGAUGAAGGAGUUGCUGUAUUUCCUAGAUUCCUGUGAACCAGAGUUCAAGGCAGACUGUGCAUCUGGAAUAUUUCUUGCAGCUGAAAAAUAUGCUCCUUCCAAACGCUGGCACAUAGACACAAUUAUGAGAGUCUUAACAACCGCAGGAAGUUAUGUUCGUGAUGAUGCUGUUCCCAAUCUGAUUCAGCUAAUAACUAAUAGUGUGGAGAUGCAUGCCUACACUGUGCAGAGACUCUACAAAGCCAUCCUUGGUGAUUACUCUCAGCAGCCCCUGGUGCAAGUGGCCUCUUGGUGCAUAGGAGAGUAUGGAGAUCUUUUGGUGUCUGGUCAGUGUGAAGAGGAGGAACCAAUACAGGUAACGGAGGAUGAAGUUCUUGAUAUUUUAGAGAGUGUCCUGAUAUCUAAUAUGUCUGCAUCUGUUACACGAGGCUAUGCUCUCACUGCCAUCAUGAAGCUUUCCACAAGGUUCACCUGCACUGUCAAUCGCAUUAAGAAGGUAGUUUCCAUUUAUGGCAGCAGCAUUGAUGUGGAGCUACAGCAGAGGGCAGUGGAAUAUAAUGCACUUUUCAAGAAAUAUGAUCACAUGAGGCCAGCCCUGCUGGAGAGAAUGCCAGUAAUGGAGAAAGCCACCACAAAUGGCCCCACUGAGAUUGUACAGACCAACGGAGAGACAGAGCCAGCGGUACUGGAAACCAAACCUCCACCCUCUGGAUUGCAGCCUGCUAGCCAGGCAAAUGAUUUGUUGGACUUGUUGGGGGGAAGUGAUAUAACACCUGUAAUCCCCACUGCACCUACAAGCAAGCCAGCCUCUGCUGGUGGAGAGCUCCUGGACCUCCUGGGAGACCUCAACCUAACAGGUUCUCCAGUAUCUGCCCCUGCACCCCAGAUAGCACAGCCUUCGUUCCUGCUUGAUGGACUUCCACCACAGCCUCUCUUCAAUGGUAUUGCUGCAGGAAUCCCCUCAAUUACUGCAUACAACAAGAAUGGGCUGAAGAUUGACUUCACCUUUGAGAGGUCAAACACCAACCCCAGUGUCACUGUAAUCACGAUACAGGCCUCCAACAGCACAGAGCUGGAUAUGACAGAUUUUGUUUUCCAAGCUGCAGUACCAAAGACAUUCCAGCUGCAGCUCCUGUCUCCCAGCAGCAGUGUCAUCCCUGCAUUUAACUCGGGGACCAUCACACAGGUCAUUAAAGUCCUGAACCCACAAAAGCAACAACUACGUAUGCGGAUCAAGUUGACAUAUAAUCACAAGGGCUCAGCAAUGCAGGAUCUAGCAGAAGUCAACAACUUCCCCCCUCAGUCUUGGCAGUGAGGCUCUGGCACCAUUCUUAUUCUCACCCCACCCAAUCAAAAGAACUCUGGGAAGAAGGUUGUGAUCCUUGGCAAUCCCCCAAACUGCACCAUGGGCACGGGGAACAGAUGAGACCUGCUGAUGAGGAGGAAUUUUCCUGAAGUGAUUGCUGACUUUGAAGCAUAUCUGUUAAGACUAAUCUCCUCUCCUCCGCUGAUGAGGCUGGCGGCUUGUGGAGGCUACUGUGCACUCCCUCACACAUGCAUUCACAGCCAGAAGCAACAUUCCCUUCUCCCCUCCCCCCUGCCCCCCUGCAAAGAAACACAGCCUGGUUGGAAGAGAAGUCUGGAAUUUCUAGCAGGGAAACUUUCUUCUCUCUGCAGCAAGUGAACAGCUGCCCCUUCUUUCUGCUGUCUUUUUUCCCUGGGGUGGGCAAGGCGUGUUGUCAUUCAUUACUAGCUGGAUUCCUUCAGGCACUUUCAUCUGGGGCACAGACUGGGGACUUGGGGAACAUCAGGCUGCCCUUCCUCUUUCUUCUUGUAUCCCCCAUGUCCGAAGGGGCUGGAGGCUUCUUAUGGCCUAUUCAGUGCAUUAUUGUAUACACCCACCUCUUAGUUAUGUGAGACAUACCAAGAGCAAGUUAGGCCUUGGGAGUUCAUCUGCAAACCUGGGGCAGUGCAGGAAAAGAGGUGCUGGUGAGAGCUGAUAAAAUUGCUUUGGUGCUGUACUUGGAAAUGAAGACCUUACACUUGAAUUUUCUUUCUUUCUUUCCAUCAAUAGCUACAGCCAUGCAGAUUCACAGUGUUCUGUAGCUUCCCCAGAAAGUGUGGUGAUGUAUGAGAGAUUUAGAGAUCCAAGGAGCAGCUGGUUUUCUACCACAGAUGGUUUCAAAGCCUUUUAACCCAUUAGUUGUUGUUUAUGGGUAGAAAAACAUUCAGUUUUGUAGAUCAGUCUUUGAGCAAGGAUUCUGUUCCUGCUGGGAGACUAAUCAGAGACUAUGCUGCAAAGUUGCUCUUCCCAGUUAUUCCAGACCUUCUCCCCAAUUUAAUUUCCAGAGCCUGUUGUAGACCCCCUAGAUUCCAUUUGAGUUACUUCUGACUGGGAUACUUGUGUUGUAACUGUAAUAUUGGCACUGAAAUAAAGACCAUGCGGUUUAAAGAGACCUUUUCCCAUUUUGUUACUUAAUUGAUCCUUGUAGUUUGCUCCUUGCUCCCCCUUCAGAGAAAUGUGCUAGUUCAGGUUCAGACUGAAAGUAACUAAACUGUUUUUUGAAUGGAAGCCAGUCGUUUGAGUAUUUGAAUCCAAAGCUGUGAGGCCCAGUACUAUUCUAAGCGUACAGAAAGCUGUGGUCAGUUACGCUUCCUCGUGUGAGCAGCUGUCAAGGUGGUACAGCUCUGAGUUCUCAUGGAGACUACACGCAGGACAUAAAGCACGGUGAAACAAAACUAUUUAAAUGUUCAGCUCUCUUUGUUGAGGAAGAGAGGAGGAUAUAUCUUAGGUCUUCAUCCAUGAGUGUGCUGGCAAGCUGACGGUACUCCAGCUUCCAACCCAGUGCUUUCUCAAAAGAAACAGAUGGCACGUCUGCUUUAUUUCUGUUCUAGGGCUUUCCAGAUAGUGAUCGUUCAGUGUUCUGGUGGGAAGCUUAGACACAGCUUUUUGUGUCUGCAAAAGUGCUCACACUAGGCUCCAGUCGUUGCCAGAAACAUUGCAGGAGUGGUGCACAGUGUACUUAGGGAAAAUUGAAGACCUAUUCUGCCCUUGAAUUGGGAGUAGGAGACCACUAAAGGUUGUUCAGUCUGCUUUGGUUUUAACUGCAUUAAGUAAUAUAAUGUAGGACUGACCGUCACUUAAGUGCUGAUCUCUGUAGUGGAGUAAGUUUAGUUUCUCUUGGAGGGCAUUUUUGCUGCCUUACUGAUUAAGCAGGUUUGGGCCUUUGAAUUAGCAAAGAGUUUUAUUAUUCUACUGGAACUGGUAUCAGCAUGGGGUAAAAUCUAGAAUAAUGAUGUAUGAUUUCCUUAAGUAAUUCUGGUUGUGGCAGGGUGAUGCCCUGACUGUCGGUGGUGAGAGAGACACUGUGCUUCAGCGAGAAGCAUCAUGAAGCAGGUGGUCUUGUAGGUGCUGACCUUUGUUGCUCUCACCAGUUGUGACUAUUCACUACCCCACUAGCUCAGGCUCCUCGGUGUUGAAGACUGAGCACGUUGAAUCUAGACUCCAGUGAGCUAACGGAAAGUCUUUGACUUAGUUCCUGAACUCCGCACAGAAUGUAGAUGGUCACUUGUGCUGGAAGCUGGCACGCCUUAGUCUCUGUUUGGUUUUGCUGAGAAAGAGCGCUGAUGCAGGAGACCAGAUGGCGAGGAUUAAUUAAAUGGUCUCUCACCCGGCCAGUUUGUUGCAGUAUAGUUGGGAACAGGUUGUCUUGUCCCUCUUGUGGCACUUGUUUUCUGUCCCCUAGAGCAGCUGGGUUUUGUUGUUGGUCUCUGUCUGGUUGGUAAGUUUGUAGGGUGAAUUCCUGCUAUGUUCUUGGCGCCUUCAGCCACCCUUGCACAGUGUUUGUGUCUUGGGAAAUAGGCACUUUGUCAUAUUCUUCUGAGUCAAGCUGAAGGAGGCAGUGCACAUACCUGCAAUGCGUUUUGCUUGAAGCCAUCCCUUGGCUGUGAAGUUCUCCUCUGUAGCAGCUGAACAUUCCUGUUGUCCUUGGAGCUCAUUCCCUUCCCGCCAAGGGAUGGGGCGCUCACGCGCCGUCAGAAGGCGGCCAGGUUUCACAUGUUCCCAUAUCUGCAAUACUAGAUACCACUGCUUGCUCCUUGACCCCUGGGUGCAUCUCUUAGGCUCUGUGCUGCUGCUUUGUCUUCUCACUGGAGAGUACUCACAUGUCCACAUCUGAGGCGCUCGGAGGACAGGGUGAGUCUUUUUUUCCACCAAUUGAAUGCAACAGUUCUUACAGGUCUGGUCAACGUUUUCCUUGCUUCAGUGUAAAGGGACUAUAAAGGCAGCAAGAUACAGACUUCAUGGCUAAUCUUACUAAUAUCUGCAUUGGAGACUUUGGAGCUGGGAGAGACUGAAUGUCUGUUUUUUCAAGUGAAUGUAUUUUGAGUCAAAAAAUGACAGAAUAGUGGCCAUAAUAGGCCUGAAGGGGGAGGAGACAUGGGAAGGUCCCAAGAUUCGACUUUGUCCAGGUUUUGAUGGGACAAAAUAUGGCCUUGAACAACCUUUUGAAGCAAUAGCAGUGAGGGGGCUGCCACCUGUACAGUACCUUGGAUAAAUAACUCGGAAGAUGCUGAAACAGCUGGGAAAGGUGACUUGGUGCCUUCCCCAAAGCUGGUACUAGCUGCAAGAUGGAGCAGCAAAGAUGGCUUUUUUUUUUUUUUUUUUUUUUUUUUUUUUUAGAUCUGCUGGUGCGCUUUCUAUGUGUUCAUUUUCUACUUGGGGGCUGUGAGGGAAGAAGCUACUGGACUGCUUCCCUCUGAACUUUCACUCUACUCCUGUAUAUUCCUUUUUUCCCGAUGUUGUAAUUUACAUUUUACAUAGAGCCCCAUCCCACCUCUUUGACAGUAUGGUAAAAAAAAAACCAAACUCCCAAACAAAAAAGCCCGAAACAGAACCCCAACAAACCCAACCAAAUUUGAAAUAAAAACAUGCCAUUUGAGCAGGGAGCCUGGUGGCAUUCUGACUUCUGCAGACCUAUUUUUGAGAUGUGAAAAAUUUAAAUAAAUGCUGAGUCUUAGGUGAGUGAGGAGCAUAACGGAUGUAAACAUUUACAUGGGAUGCAUUAGACUUCUGCUGUGUGUAUUGUCUUUUGGUUGAAACAAAUUAUGAAGUGACUAAUAAAAUGAGUCAAUAUUCAAUGAUUUAAAA